AUGUCAUUGUCGCGACUAUUUCUGCCGAUUUGGCGGGACUUGAAAAGUACUAACGAAAUGGUAACAGCACUGGACGUUGCACUSAGGGAACAGUACGAACUGAUACCACUGACCAGAUUUCAGCAGCUGUUGUAUCGGUUUCGUACGGAAGACACUAUGAAUAAUGUGAAAAUUAUUAUCAAAAUAUUGCGAACAAUCAAAGAGAUGCUCUACGGAUCCAUUACCGUUGAACCCGAAUCGGAUAAUACGACCUUUCAUUUGGUAUCCGAACUGAUCAAUCGUAAUCUACUGGUGCUGUUGGUCGACAAACUACCGGAGAUGCCGGUCGAAGGUCGCAACGAUAUUACACUGAUCUUUGACUAUGUUAUUGGUCAACAAGUGGGCACUCAGUUGAUUACUGUCAAUCAUAUCCGACAAAAUCCGUCAAUACUUCAGCGAUUAAUCAAUUACUAYAGCGAUCCWGAAUUGGUUCCAUAUGUCGGACAAAUACUGCGGGGAUUCUUGCGUUUCGAGUGUCUGACAAAACAGCUGUUUGGCCGACAAACCGACGACCGAAAACYRCAGACAAAAUAUUAUCUCCAGUUCUUUGAUUUGAUUCUACAAACAGAUCUGUUUGUUGUCAGCAGCGAUGUCUUCCUGACACUACACGAACUGUUUGCCCGAUUCAAGACAAUGGCYAAAGUGUCGGUUCAAACCGAUAGCGAURUUGUUAUCAGAAAACUUAAUCAAUUGCUAACCUCUGAUGACUAUUCAAUCAAAAGAGAAACAAUUAGUUUGGUUAAGGAUUUGCUUUACGAUCGAAGUCAUCAAACAGUUAUGAAAUUAUACAUCAAAUCUGUGGAUAACUUGAAGAUURUCGACACACUAAUGAAAUCUGAUUGUUGUUAUACAGCUAUCGAUGGAUUUAUUGUGUUUUAUUUGUUUGUCGCAAAUCCCGAUAAGGAUCCCAUUGUUGAGAAAUAUCUGGCGGACAAUAAAAAACUUUAUUACCAGACAAUUGACAAAUUGUUUGAUAGCAACAAAUUGAAAGUAAUUGGCAAACGAUAUGCCAGUCUUAAAGACAAUAUCUAUAAGAGAUUCAAAGGAGAAAAAAUUGUGGCCAAAGAUGACAAGGAAGACGAAGACGAAACGUUAAUUAAAAACAAUUGA
Messenger RNA from Oppia nitens, 1149 nucleotides. RefSeq names its product protein Mo25-like. Gene Ontology annotation, molecular function: protein serine/threonine kinase activator activity. The coding region runs from base 1 to 1149 and encodes 382 amino acids. NCBI's taxonomy places the organism in Eukaryota, Metazoa, Arthropoda, Arachnida, Sarcoptiformes, Oppiidae. Gene Ontology annotation, biological process: intracellular signal transduction. The transcript has a single exon. The record is from RefSeq and is a predicted model, not a curated record.